AUGCAGAGUUUUCUGUCGAGGCGAUUUCAAAUUAAUGCUGGUCCAACAUCAGUGGCGGAUCCGGACCUUGAGAUAAGGGAGGGAGGGAGCCUGGUCAUUCAGACCCUUGGACAAGGGGGGGAUGGUCUCCCCCCCCAAAAAAAUUUUUUCGUCCCUUCGGGCCUUAGUUUGGUCUAAAAUUAAGAGGGGGACCGGCCCCCCCGGGCCCCUCCCUGGAUCCACCACUGAACAUUAUCAAAUAAUGAUGCUUGAGCCCCUUAUUAGGCGUUGUUGGAUGUCGCUGGACAAAGUGGGAUGAGCUGUAAAUGUGAUAAAACGUUUGUGCUCGAUUUUUCUGUUGUACAGAGUUAAUAUUGGAAAAAUGUGUUUCAGUCAGGCCUGUUUCAAACGUCGUGCUACUGCCGUGCUAAGUUGGCUCGACUGUAGCUCGACUCCAGCACCCGGACACAACCACGACUUGGUUUCAGACGUCAAAAUUAAUUCUUUCGAAUAGAACGGCUAUUUGCGAAAACAAAACACAAAAAUAAAGGAACAGUUUAGCAAACUUUUAAAUGUGUUGUCAGGUAAUAUAUUUAUAAUUUAUGAAUUGAGUUCGGCACGGCAGUAGCGCGACGUUUGAAACCAAGUACACGGCAGUAGCCCGACUUGGUUUCAAGCGUCGCGCUCCUGCCAUGCUUAAGUCAAUAAUACGAUCAACUUAGUUCGCAACGGUGAGUAGCGCGACGUUUGAAACGGGACUCAGUGUCACAGGCGCCUCCUAAGAAGAAUUCCCAGUAGUCACAACAAGAGUCGAACCUUUGCCCUCUGGUUAUGUUUACUAGUCCAGAUGCUCUACCACUGAGCCGCAGGGGACUCGUAAGAGCUAAAGCCUGGUUUUCACUAGCGCAUAAGUAUAAGCAUAAGCACAUGUGUAAGCAAGUGAAAACUGGUCGACAUAAGCAUAAUCACAUAUGUGUAAGCAAGUGAAAACUGAGUCGUCAUAAGCAGGGCAUAAGCACAAGAAAAACGGACAAGGUCGUUCUUUGUGCUUGUGCUUAUGGUUAUGUCGUAGCUUUGACAAGUGAAAACUGGGUUGACAUUAGCACAAGCAUUAGCACAAGGCCGUGGACCAAUCACUUUGACCCAGACCUCGUGCGAACAUAUGAAAAGCAAUAUGGUGGACACUCCGUUCGCCAUCUUGUUUAUCAUUGGGUUGAGUGGAGCUGGUAUGGAGAAUUGAGUCAAAUAUGCCAUUCUGCGCGUGCUUAUGCUUAUGGUUAUACGCUAGUGAAAACCUGGCUUAAGGUCACUAAAGCCUAAGCCAAAAGUUGAACUUUUCAUGAGACCAACCAAACCCUGAUAUGGGUCGACCUAAAUGAACUUAAGAUCGUCUGUAGGGUCAGACGUCGAACUUAGGACGCGUCGAACCAAUCAACUGAAUCAGACCAAAAAGCGGUUGGUAAAUUUUCUCCCCAACGAGGCUAAGUAUACAUUAUCAUAAGUAUAUCAUUAUCGUACUAAGUAUACAUUAUCAUGCAAUUUUAAUUUAUUAGUUUAGUUUGUCGCAUAUGAAGAUGGACGUUUGACGCGGAGACGAUCUUCAGACGUUCUAUCCGUCAAACUCAUUCAGACGAACUUAACUGAGCCAGACGUCGAACUUUUACUAAGCUUGUGUAAGGAAGAUUGAAAAUCCUACGCAGCGUAGUUACUUAAUGUUAAUUUGAAAAUUGUAAAAUCGACGCUGUUAUUUUAAGAGUCUUUUUUUCACUAAGAUUGGUUCGUCUCUUGAAAGUUCGAAGUUUGGUCUAUGCCAUGACUAGGUGUAUCACUGUGUCACCGAAUGGAAAAAAUGUUCUCCUGUAUUCACAAGGCUUAAAUAAAAAAAACCAUCAUAUUUCUACCAUCCAGCAUUGUUGAACCAUUAGAGCGCUUCAACAAUGUAGCUGAUACAGUUUCAACUCAGACUCAAGCUAAAUAUCUUUUCUGCUUUCUUUCUAUAACAGCUUCUGUUCAGAUGUUCCUUCGUUUUCUGCAAAAUGAGUACCAGUGGGGUUCCAACAGCGUGAAGGCAGUGUUAAACGAGCUGUCUAAGGCUGACGUCACAAGCGUCAGUCUGCUGGCCAUGUGUUGGAGUGACGUGCAGGCUCAUUUUCCUUUUGGAAUGAGGAGAAUGGUGGAGAAAGAACUAAAGAACAGAAACAUGAUCCCUUAGGAAGGCCAAGUUUUCAAGGCAUGGGAAACCAAAGUAGUUCCUUGCAAUUAUACGGCCGUCUUUUUAAACUUUAUUCAGAUUUUUAAGAGAGUGUGUCUCCGCAGUUAGCCAACAUUGUUUAAAUUUGCCAAUUACUCUCUCUCUAAUGAAACUUAAAGAGUAGAAAUAAGUUUUUACUGCGCUUUUCACAAACAUGUGAAUGCUGAAGUUCAAAAGCUACGGUGGCCCAGAAGGGUCACACAUGCAAAUUAAAAAUGUUGCUGGAAACUAAAAAGUUUACCUGCAAAUUAAAUAUGUUGCUGCACAUUAAAAAUAGUACAUGUAAAUUAAAAAUUGUACAUGCAAACUAAAAAUAUCAUCUGCAAAUUAAAUAUAGUACAUGCAAACUAAAAAUUGUGCUGCAAAUUAAAAAUAAAAAGUCCUGCGCGCGCAGUAUGAGUGAUGACGACCUGGUCCGAGUCGUGCGACCUGGCCUUACAGCAGUCGGCCCAUUCAUGUUUCAUGUUUGUAAUAUUUUUAGUUUGCGUGUACAAUUUUUAAUUUGCAUGUACUAUUUUUAAUUUGCAGCAACAUUUUUAAUUUGCAGGUAAAAUUUUUAGUUUGCAGCAACAUUUUUAAUUUGCAUGUGUUAGAGUUCCCAUUUUUGUGAAAAGCGCAGUAAAAUAACAAAAUCACAGCUUCAUGUUAGAAUUAAAUAUAUCGAAUGUGGGCUAUUGUUUGCAACUGUGCGUUUUUCCCGCGCUUGACAACCUUGACAUGAAUUUACCUGACGUCGAAAUGCGAUUGGUUCCUUCAAGUUUCAGGUGGCGUUGUGGUUGGUUAGAGUAUGAACUUUGGGUGCUUUCCAUUGGUCGUAUUCCGGAAUGAGAAUACUCAAGUUUUGCUACAAAUCUCUUCAAGCGUAAUUUUUGAACUCUUAAACGUUACUUACAUAUAAACAUCUUAUUUCAAGCAGAUAUUUAGAUAUUUCAUUUAAUGCAAUGAAUGCAGUGAUUUCUAGUUAAGAGUUUAUUCCAUUCAGUAUUCUGAUUCCGGAUUACUGUCCUAAAGUUUGCUUUUACGAUGUUCAGUGGAAGCCCACACUUUAUAUACAAAACAAAACGAAACAAAUAAACACAGGAACUGGAUGCAGGAUGCCUAUGAUCAGACUCUCCUAAACACAUCACUGUUUAGUUACAAUAAACAGGUCUUGAUUGAUUAGUGAAAAAAAACUUUAUGUCAGUGCCUUAAGAAAUGUCUGGAAAACUUUAUGAAGAAAACGCUUGCUGAUGUUAGGGUAAGAAGCGACGGCUAGGGAAACGUCUCUGGUUUUCCAAUAUUCCAGAUUCAGAAAGAGAAACACUAAAAAUUAAAAAGAUCUGUUUCAGCCCCAAAGUGUCAAUUCAGCCCUGCAGGCCAGAGUCUAAUUCAGCCCUUCCUGAAGCCAUUUGAGCACAAUUUAGGCCAAAAAAAAAUCAAUCAAAAGGCUAUUCCAGCCCACGGUAGGGCCCAUUUCAGCCCUGGGACCAAAUCAGCCCUAGCUAAUUGGACUGUAUUGGCCCUGAUUUAAGGGAGCCAAAUUAGACUCUGGUACCUAACAUACUUAUACUUUAGAACGUUGCAUCACUUUUUACCUAUGCACUCGUACCCUGAUCCCAGAGGUUUUUCUUGAAAUUUUUCUUCGCCAAAGAGAGAGCGAGCUGCGAAGCAGCGAGAAGGUAAAAUUUCGCGAAGAAAAAGUUCAAGAAAAACCUCUGGGACCAAGGUAAUGCACUGGUGGGUCAACGUGAUGCUAGUUAAUGAACUUUCAUUAUCAAUUUACUUACUACUUUACUACUUUUCUUUAAUGUGAGACGAAUAAAAUAAACAAUUUACUUUGACACGGACUCUACAAUGCCUUCACUCAUUUCUCGCGUUUCUGACGAACCCUAAACUUCUAUUGAUGUCGGGUUUGAGAGCGUCGCGUCUUUUACGCAUCAUACAACAUCAUAUAAAAUCGAAAAUAAAAAUAAAAACUCUCCCUCGUUAGGCAAGAGAUAUGACCUGGCCUUCUAGGCAUGCGUCGUGCGUUCUUUUCCCACGCGGCGCAACCUUUGGGAAAGUCCUGUUAGCGCAAGGACAGGCUGCCCAAACCCACGUGCUCAUCACGAGGAAAGGGUGUAAAGUAAUAGGUGACGCGUGACCUUUGUACUGGACGCGCCGGUGUCGCGUUUUGGGCAAACGUUGAAAAUAAGAGACGUGUGAGAAAUAAAAAUCUGAGAUCUACGAACGCUAAAUAACGUUAAAUCUAAUUUUUCUUCCAAUAAAAUAAAUAGAAAUGACUUACCUGCGAUGUAUUCCACUGUGUUUUGGUCCCGGGGGAGGUACUCCCUCCCUUUUUUACGCCCAGUUUCCUCGUAAUGUGAGGUUGGACCGCCCGUGGUAAAGCGCGUGGGAUUUUUCCCAGAAAAUUGAUAAGAUUAGUUUCCGGCCUUUUAAAGAAGAGCAAAUUCAUGGAAAACGCAAGGUCAUCGAAAAGGGGAAUUACCGUUCCUGAUGAUAAUUUAAAGCAGUUUUUUGUGUUGGAGCGGUAGACUGCAGCAGUUGGACUCGGGUGCAGUUAAAGAACGGGGGUAGGUAGAUGGAAGUAUUGAAUCUACCUGCUCGUAAUAUUUGUAUUUUUUGUCACAUACAUGCAUUUACUCGUUCCUUCUAGCGGAUAAACAUGCAUUGAGGCAUAUACACUUUCAGAAACAGAUAAUCGACGUCUAAAUCCAUUUCACCUUGUUUCUGUUCGUUACCAGUAGCAAAUGUGACGUUGAAUCACCUCGGAUGUACAUGCUAGCAAAUUUUCAUUUCUAUGAAAGCUAAAUUAUAUAUUUACUGAUACAAAUCCGCCCUCAAUUUCUUCCUUGAAUCACUCCAUCUUUAGUCUUUUCAUUUUCAGUUUCACUAUCUCGCUUAAGCUUGCUUCCGGCAAUAAGCUAGGGCAGCCGAAAUUCCAAAAACGAGAAUAAAGUAAUUUCAACCAUUCCCGGCUUACAAAAUAUUUUGAGACACUUUUAUUAUGCUUUGUAAGUUCCUUACAGUCAUUUUUUAGCGGAGCUCUGGCGCGCGAAGCGCGCCUGCGGAGCACCAUGGGUAAGUAAAUCUACCCAUCCCAGAAAAUUUGGUAAUCACGUGACCGUACACCGCCCUCAGCCCGCCCGUCCGUCCGCACCACAGGGCAACCAAUGUUCAAUCACACUUUCUAGUUUGGGAGCACAGGAAGACUGAUAUUGCAGACAUAUUGCACAUCAAUCUUGUGAUCAAUUGACAGCUGUCAAAACAGGGUAUCCGCUGACCAGUAUCACCUGAUCAUAUCGCGGGCUCAGGUGUCGACCCAUCGAGGUCGAGUAUCUUUUUAAAGUUAUCCGCUGACAAGUUACUAGUUUUCAAAUGAUUGCAGGCUCAAGUUUAAUUUUUCAAUUCAUAUGAAUUAUGUUGUGUUUUAUAUGUGCCGCACAAUUAAAAUUUUGAUUUCAAACUGACCUCGGAAGCUAAGAAUUAAGCCAGUUUUUAUAGGCAGGGAGGACAUGCUAGUUGCUUUUGACUUUUCUCACCAAGGUCACGCGUUGGUCACGCUCUACGUCCAAUUUUUAUACUCUGAUUGGUCAAAAUUUGACAGGUGAGUUCACGCGGAAAAUUUAUGCAGCAUCUUGAAACUUGUUUACUUUGACAGCUGAAGCUGACAGAGUUUUGUGUCAACUUUGUGAUGUUUUUAACUGUCUUUUUCCACUAAAUGUACAAAGUGAAAUUCAGCUGCUAUCAAGAGUCUUCUGUUAUUCAUGGCUAGUUUGUUUAUUGGGUUUUUGGUUGAGAAAUACGUCGCUUUGGCAAAGUCGGAAAUCCGAUUCGGAUGGCAUCGUUUUCGUUUUUCACCUUGCUUGAUGCGUAAGACGGUUGAAAAGUCUGAAGCGGUUCUGGCCUUACUUGAUAGUUUUCAGUGCAUCUCAAAAGGUAAGCCUGAGUAAUUAUUGUAUUUGUUUGUUUUUUAUAUCUAAUUUAAUGAAGUCGAGCGUAGUUUACGCGGCUAUUUGGUUUAUGCACGUUUGUAAGAUUUGAGACAAUGAUCUGACCGAGAGUGACCGAGUAUCAGGUUUGAUUAUCAGCUUAUGGAACUUUAAAAAGCCUUUAGACAUUUUCUCACCGCAAAUAGAAAGAAAACGUUCCAAAGAAUAUUUGGUUACAAUUCUGGCUGUAAAAGAAAGCUUUGAGCGAUUUUCUUGCCUCGAGUUCGUCUUUGAAAAAAGCAAACACCGGGAAGCCGGCUUAAAACGUAAACAAGGAUUUUCAGAGACACUUUACAUGUGUAAUACUUGUCUUCGUGAAUGAAAAUUGUUGUCUCUGUAUAUGUUUCACCGAAUUAUUUUCCCUUUCUUUAUUGAUUGUAAGUAGUCUCUUUUGCAAUUUUAAUCGCUGUGCCGUUUGUUUUCAGUCGCUCAUGAACAUCGCUUGCAAGAGUAGUCAAAAUGCCGCGCGUAUCAAACGCUUUUGAAGAUUACAGAUCUUUAUAAUAAAUUCUUUAUUGUGUUGAAGCGUAUAACUAUAUUAAUCUUAAUUUAAACAGUCGACUUGUCAAAAGUGAGAACUGGCUAGCCGUAUAGGUGAUUUUGGAAAUUUUUUUGACGAUUUCGCUAAAAGCCCACACGUGCUUUGAUCGUCCUGAAUAUUGAAUGAGUGCAAUUUGUAUUGCAAAAUUGUGAAACACUGCAUUCUGUCCGAGGUCUGUAUGAUGAAAACGGCGCAGGUGUUUUCCAGGCCUAAUCUACUGUGAUCAAGAGCCAUUAUGGCUCUUAAAUGUGAUCGAAGAUGAUUGCUAUUUUUUGGGUGUACAUAUAAAGGCUAUCAACUCGAUGUAAGAUGAAGUUCACUCUUAGCUUGGACUGUUUGCAAAUUAUUUUUCUCGAAAAUCACGUAGUCUUUCCCUCAAAAGUCACAUGAAUGUGCUCUUAAGUUAACUGAUGUGUGGAAUACAAGUUUAUUGUUUGAUUUGAAUUAUAAAUUCCAGUUAAUAGGAGCUUCGCUUUUAGGCCUGGCUAAAUCUAUAUAUUAGUCUACGCUUGGAUCACUUUCACUUUCGAAAUUCCGGGGAACACCUCUCCAAGGACGAAAAAUCUCAGCAGUCAGAGCUGAUUCAUUUUGAUGGAAAAAAAUAUGAAUUAAAAAGCUUUCGUUUUUUCCUUUAGGCCGCCCUCGAAAAGGGGGUGAACGAUAUGAUUAAAAUACAAAGCGCUGAUAGAGAAAGAAGAGAAAGAGAGAGAGAAAGAGAGCGGGAGAGAAAAAUUGUUGAACGGCUAGAACAGGAACGCAGGCAGAGGGCGCAUGAAGAAAGACAGCGCAUCGAAGAAGAGAGAAGAAAAGAAGAGGAGAGGAAAAGGGCAGAGUAUGAGCGGCAAAGGAACCUAGAGAAGGCACAAGAGGAAGAAAGGAGAAGAAAAGAGGAAGAGAAACGCAUGCGUUUGGAGAAGGAACUUUGUCUUCGACGACAUGAAAUGUUCAAUUACAAAUUUGGCAACAAAACCUGGCUGGGUAGUUUUUGGGGGUUUGGAAUAGAUGACGUAACCCAACUCAGGAUAGGCCUCUUCGGAGCAACUGGAUCCGGUAAAAGCUGUUUUAUCAACACGUGUGAACGCACUGUGAGACAAACAGAAAAGGGAUCGGCUCCUGACAGCAGCACUGGUCAAGAAGGGACAAUCACUCUUCAAGACUAUCUCCCAGAAUUGUUUUUCCGCUUGGUGGAUACUCGUGGUUUCUUCAACUACAGCGCUAACGAGAUCGUGGAAUUUCAAAACAUUUUGCACGCGAAGAUUCAGCCUGGAGAUAACGUGAUCCGUUUGCCAGAAGACGGAGCCAGCGCCGCAUCCGUGAACCAUCAUCCAUGUCCCCCUUUUGCUAACCGACUUCAUGGGAUAAUUAUUGUUGUCAUGGCGAAUGAUCCUAGGCUGACAGGAGGAAUUCUGGAGAAGUACGUAACUCCAGUAAGGGAAAUUUUGUUCAAAACUAGUAAACUGCCUCCUCCUGCUUUUACCAUUUACUCAACAGUUGUUUCUGAAUACCUUAUAUCAUUAUAUAUAAGUGCAUAAUGCUUUUUUCAGUUGUUAUCAGCUCAGGAACAGAACAUGCAUAAAGUCUGUUGUGAUCGAAUCAUUAAACAGUAUAUCAAAUCCUAUUGACAUGUGAUUCAGUCUAAACACAAGAAAUUUACAAGGCAGGAUAUUACACAAUGAGAGCUUGAUGAAAAAAGUCAAUUUUCAUUAGCCUGAAUUCGGCCCCUCGGAAAAUGGUUAAGUUUAACUUAAAGUUUAAGUAACUUCAGUUUUGCCUAUGAGAGUGUAACAGGCUUGAUACUUCAAACCUUACACGCAGAUCCAGUGACAACAUGAAAUGGCACAACUAUAGAAUAAAAUGUAAACCAAAAAUUAGUUGUAACUGGCUUUUUGGAAACUGCGCUUUGGUCCAGCCUGGCUUUCAGAUGGCAACAGGUCGUACGCUCAAGUCUGACUCAUGCAAUUCAUGGUAUGUUUCAGAAAACAAACUAAUACUUUUCUACUAUAAAGUAACUACUUCUUUUUCUAAAGAUAUUAGUAGGUGUUAAGGCUGCUUAAAGGAAAUUCUCGCUUCCAAACAUAUCUAACAUUAGCAUUCUUUUUACUUCCCACAUUAGUAAUCACCCCGAUCACCGUUGUGACGCACCAUGACAAACUGAAAUCACAAGAGGAGUGCGAAAACGCCCUCCCCCAAGCAUCAGCGGCUACCGGAAGUUCAUCGGAUCACACAUUCUUUGUACGCAACUACACAAAAGACAACAGUAAACGUAAUCCGGAGACAGAGUGCAUGAUAUUCGACAUUCUUCACUGCGCACUGCUGACGGCCGAGAAGGCAGUGAAGGUCAUGAAACAGAGAGAAAUGGAGGAAGACGAGAAGGCAUUGAAUUCUGUUGAAGGUAACAUAUAACUUUAAGACCCGAUACAGCCGAUAACCGAGGCAGUACUCCUAGGAAAUUCGGUUAGGGCUGCGCUAUUUUCAUCAGAAUUCCGAAGAAGUAACAAGUGAACAGGAACUCUGAUGUAGGUAACAAUCAAGGUCAGCUAUGGCUCCAAAACGUACCCACUUUAAAGAUUGACAAUCGAACUCAAUCAAAUGACAGUCAUGUUGAAAAUUUCACAACAAUAUCCACACGCUGUUUACAGGGCAUGACAGGGGCACCCAACGACAGUUUCCUUCUAAUGUAUUCAAAACACUUUUUAGGCUAUCCAGGGUAAAUUUAGAUCUCUAGAAAUGUAUUGUAAGCUGCGCCAUAAAAUUUGUAUCUGUUCGGUCACCCUUGGGGAACUUGAGUUUUAUCGAAAUUACAAGGGCUUGAGAUUAUUUCCAAAAAUUAUAGAUGAAAUUUGACGUAUUACGAAAUUGAGAAAAUUUAUGAUUCCUCUCUCCAUCGCGUGUUCUAAUCCGAGAAUUUUAGUUUUCCUUUCAUCAACAAAGAAUAUCCCAACUUGAGAAGUAAAAUGCGAAAAAUUCGUAGGGAACGGUGGUCUCGAAUUUUUUAGCCGUCCUGAACGAAUCCCAUUUGGUGUAUAGGCCUGUGAAUGUUUUUUUUCCCCCAGUAGAUGGAAGUCAUACCAGCAGUCAUGUUCGGCAGCCUUUACAAGGACGUCUAAAAACGGAAUCGAAUUGUCCUGUACAAAUUACGGUUUUUACUGCUAAUACCAUUUGUCAACCGAAUUUAACUAACGAAAAGAAGUUCGCUUAUUUAGAGAAAAUUAACUAUUUUUUUUAUUCACCCUUAUAUAUCAAUGUUUUGAGGUUAUGGGACAUUGAAUCUCACUAGACAAAACCAAAAACAAACAACAACAACAACAACACAAAUGCCUAAGACGUUUGGCGGGGUGAACCCUUGAGGGAUCAACUUCCUAUCUUAACUAAUCUCUCAAUACUUUCAGAAUCUGUCGAGGUCUUUCUUCGUAAUCUGGGAAAAGAACACAUGGAAAAUCAUUGGAGUGCCAGCAGCUCAAAAGAGGUUUUGAAUAAGCUGACUAAAGAUGACGUCACAAACGUCAGGCUGCUAGCCAUGUGUUGGAGUGAUGUGCAGGCGCACUUUUCUUUGGGAAUGAAGAAGACAGUGGAGAAGGAACUCAAAAGCAGAAACAUGAUAGAUUGA
This is a messenger RNA of Porites evermanni, 10349 nucleotides long. The record is from the annotation of a GenBank genome assembly. Lineage: Eukaryota; Metazoa; Cnidaria; Anthozoa; Scleractinia; Poritidae.